Mytilus californianus (California mussel) is the source of this 477-nucleotide messenger RNA. RefSeq names its product basic phospholipase A2 Cc2-PLA2-like. The coding region runs from base 16 to 429 and encodes 137 amino acids. Gene Ontology annotation, biological process: lipid catabolic process; phospholipid metabolic process; arachidonate secretion. The record is from RefSeq and is a predicted model, not a curated record. The transcript has 5 exons. Gene Ontology annotation, molecular function: A2-type glycerophospholipase activity; calcium ion binding. NCBI's taxonomy places the organism in Eukaryota, Metazoa, Mollusca, Bivalvia, Mytilida, Mytilidae.
UACAGUGAUUUGAUAAUGGUGAAUUUUCUGUUUUCUUUCAUUGUUGCCUGUACCGUAUGCUCGUACAUAACGGCCGACUCAAGCAUAGAAAAGAGAAACUUAGUGCAGUUCCGAAAUCAGAUAAAGCAUGUGUUCGGAUCUAAAAGAGUAAGAGAACUAAUUGGUUAUGGGUGUUAUUGUGGAUGGGGAGGAAGUGGUACACCGGUAGAUGGCGUUGAUAGAUGUUGUCAAGUACACGAUAAUUGCUAUGGCAGAAAUUCUAAUUGCUCCCCAAAAUGGAAAUAUUACUCGUACUCAUUCCAGGGGAAUAGAAUGAUAUGUAAAGAUAAAUCUGGAUCGUGUAAACAGAAUGUCUGUACGUGCGACCGGGAUUUUAUUCACUGCUUGCAAAGAAAUACUUUUCAUCGUUAUAAUAUGAAUCGUUGUUGAAAAUGACGUUCAUUUAAAAUUCGUCUAAUAAAAAUAUAAUAAACAGUG